This is a messenger RNA of Papaver somniferum (opium poppy), 885 nucleotides long. RefSeq names its product putative disease resistance protein At3g14460. Bases 1 to 885 code for a protein of 294 amino acids. The record is from RefSeq and is a predicted model, not a curated record. The transcript has a single exon. Lineage: Eukaryota; Viridiplantae; Streptophyta; Magnoliopsida; Ranunculales; Papaveraceae.
AUGCAUGAUCUGGUGCACGACUUAGCUGCCUCAAUGAGUGGGCACUCCAUUAUGGAAAUCGACAACACACCUUAUAAAAAGAGCAAGGCUCGCCAUCUAUCAGUUCUGCAUGGUGAUUUAAGUUCCAUCUCCACCUCUAUACAUAAGGAAAAUCACGUCUCCACUCUAAUAUUCUACAACUCUAAAUGCAGAGUGAUUUCCAGAACAGUCUCCCCACAUCUCUUUGCUCACUUGAAAUUUCUUAAGGUAUUGGAUUUCAGUUAUCUUAGCCUUUCAGAAAUACCUAAUGAAGUGGGGAAAUUGAAGCAUCUGCGGUACCUAAACUUGUCUCACACAAAUCUACAAUCUCUUCCUGAAAAAGUAUGUGAUCUACAUAAUCUGCAGCCUUUAGCCCUCAACGACUGCCAACAACUUUUGAAAUUGCCUGGAAGUUUGGCUAAAUUAAGUGGCUUGAGACAUAUUGAAAUUCAUAGUACUCCUAAACUGCCCUACUUACCACAAGGAACUGGGAGGUUAACAUCUCUUCAGAGGUUAUCUAAAUUCCCCGUGAGUAUCGUGAAACUAGGAUGCAGGAUUAGAGAGCUUCAGGACCUCAACAAACUGCAUGGCUGCAUAAACAUAAUAGGUUUGCAUACAGUGGAGAACUUCAAGGAGGUUAGUGAUGCUAAACUGAUGAACAAGGAGAAUCUCCACGAACUGCGGUUAGAUUUUUCACCGUACAAGCUGGAAAAUCUAGGAGAAGACGAGUUUAGAAAGACAAAGAGUGUGCUUGAAGACCUUCACCCCCAUCCAAACAUAAAGAAAACGACGCUCACUCACUUUCUCGGUUCGGAGCUCCCAAGUUGGCUGGAGAAUGAUUCCAUGUUUCUAAUCUUCGCAUGUUGA